Molecule: messenger RNA, 909 nt
Organism: Caenorhabditis briggsae
Lineage: Eukaryota; Metazoa; Nematoda; Chromadorea; Rhabditida; Rhabditidae
Exons: 5
Coding region: 1-909 (302 amino acids)
Molecular function (GO): protein binding
Source: RefSeq, a predicted model, not a curated record
AUGCUGACUACGAGUAGGUUCCCAAGAUCAGCAUCUGCCUAUGAGAACACUGCCACGUCAUUCGAUGAUGAAUUCGACGACGAGAUUCCUGGUUUUUCAGAAGAUACUGGUGUCAAAAAAGCAGAAGACGUUGAGAAGGAGACACUGGAGGUAAACAUUCCAAGGGACCAAGAUCAGCCAAAUGGGAUGGCGUUUCGAAUGGUUGGAAGUAGAAGUCGUGGCAUAUUCAUAGAUUAUGUUCAUUCCGAUUCUCCACAGUUUGGCUAUAACUCGGCUCAAAAUUAUCCAAACGUACAAAACUUUGUGUUUUGGGAACAAGAAAUUUUUUCCAUAAUACAUAGCUUGUCUUCGGUACUUAAAAAUGAAAAAAUUAUGAAAAAAUUUUGUUCCCAAAAUACAAAGUUUUGUAUAUAUGUUAGUAAACUUCUACGAGAGGGCGACAAACUUCUCCGAUGUAAUAAGAUAUCAUUACGAGCUGUAUCAGCUGAUCAAGCAGCGAGUAUCUUCCGGUUUUGGAUGAAUCGCACGGAUUCCUUAACACUGACUGUGGAAAGAAGAGCAGACGGAGAGAAUGUGAUGUUGAGACGCAGGAGACAAGCGAGGUUAUCAAUGUGCAAUGAACAAAGAGAACAGACAAGACACGUCGUAUCAGGAAGAGCAACUGUACGUCUGACGUCUUCUAAAUCGGCAGAAGUAUUCCGUUGUAACGAUGAAGCUCACGUUGGAGUUUCUUCUUUUCGUCAAAGAUUUCCAAAAUAUGAAUCCUUUGAUACUUCACCUUCCAAAACUAUAUGCCCACACUGCAAUGCUCAAACAAGACUGCUUUAUCUUCAUCAAUUUUCACACGGAGUCGUCAACAAUGCAUUCCGAUUUUUGACUGUAUCACGAUCAAGUUAUUCACUUCUUUGA